CAGAAAAUUCGACCAAUAGGAAUGCAUCAUUAAUUGGUUUGGGCUUUUGGUGGUUUUGGUAUGUAGUUUGGGCUGUUUAGGUGUAGCCCAUUUUCUGGAAUGAUGUGUAUGUGUUCUUCGCCACAAGCAGCUGUCUCCGUCUUGUCUUUCGUAGCCCUAAUUUUUUUCCCCGUACCUUUGCGACUUCCAUCUCUUCAGUUUCUCAUCUCCACCACUAAAUCACCACUAACUGAAUCCUUGAUUAAACUCAUUCAAUGGAUUCCUUUCACCUUCUUCUCUGUUUUUCUAUAUAUAAAUCUCUUUUCCUAUUUUAUCUUUCCAUCCAAGUUGAAAAGACUCUCAGAAACUCAUCCCGAUGGAAUCCACCGGCAACUCAUCCAUCUCCGGCGAUCGCAAAGCCAGCAAGAAGACCGUCGCCUCCUCUACGACUGCGAAACCAAACGGGAAAUCCCCUGUUUCGUCUAGAAAUUUGAUGAACCCAAACACUGUUACCGCUCUGUCCUCCGCGCAUGCAAACCAAGUGAUGUUCUUCAGAGAUGUUUCACUCGGCCCACGCGAAGCCGAGUUGAGGUUUCAUCUGAUUCACUUAUGGGAGGCUCGAAAUAUAUACACGAAAACCUUGAUUGGACAAGAGAUGCUCCUUAUCGACGAAGAGGUUUGUCAACGUCUUUAUCUUCCCUCUCUAUUUUUGUCUUGAAUAGUGUUUUUGAUUUAAUAUUAGUCGUUUAGAUAUUUUCUCCGAGUCUUGCUUUCAAUAGAUCUGAUUAAUUUUUUUGUGUUUCUGAAUUUAUAUUUGUCUAUUAGAUUAUUUCCUCCGACUGCUAUUCUUGGUCUUGCUUUCAGUAUAACGUAUUAGUUUUUUCGUGCUUCUGAUUUUAUAGAGAAGUGACGAUUGUAAAUACCGGUACCGUACUUCAAGUGGGCGACGGCAUCGAUUAGAUUGGUUUCUCCGAGUGUUAUUCUUUUUCAGUAGAUUAGAUUGGUUCCUAUGUCUGCUCUAUAUAUGUCGCUCUAUAUAUGUCUGCUUAAGUUUUCAAAGUGAUCUGAUGUAUUAUUUGAUUUAUAUUAAUCGAAGAUUUCAAUUUAUUUUCAGGGAACUGUUAUUCAAGGUUUUGUUCCAGCCAGUCGAGUAGGGACAUUUGAUCUGGUAGCUGGUUCCGUCUAUAAGCUCAGCAAUUUUUUCGGAUGCAGGGACAAAGCUCAUUUCUCGGUUGCUGAUCAUAUCGCCAUCGUCUCAUUCAGUUGGAAUUCUGAUGUAUCCAUUCUUGAGAACCCUCCGUUUCUGAUUCCAGAAGACAGGUUCAGGUUCCACAGCUUCGAGGAGUUUAUGGCCAAGUGUGAUUCCAAGGGUGAUCUUUACGGUAAGUCAUGUUGAACUAUGGUUGGUCUUUAUGCCUGAAUUUUUAGUUUAUAAUUUAUCACCUCCAAUGAUUAUUAUUCAGUUGAGUUUUGUUAACUAUUUACAGUAUUAUUCUGUUGAUUUUUGUUGACUGUUUAAUUAUUCUAUCUCAGAUUAUGUUGGCCACAUGAGGCUGGUGAAUGGGCAGACUCUCACUGACCAUAUUGUUCUUGACGAAGUUGCCAUAGCUGAGAAGCGGCAUCUAUGUGUUCAUGUUCAGACACAUGAGUAAGUUUGUCCAUUUAUUAGUUGUUUUCGUUGUGUGUUAUAUUUAACACGUAAUGUUUGCAGACCAGUGAUGAAGCUCUAUCUAUGGGAUAAUGCCGCAUCUGAGUUUUGCCAGAAAUUUAAAUCGUAUGGAAGGACCCCACACGUUCUUUUGGUCACCACAGUGAACCCUAAGCAUCUUGGAGAAACCCUUUGUCUCACUUCUAUGUCAUCAUCUCGAGUGGUCAUGGAUGACGAUGUUCAGCCUAGCAAGGAUUACAUUGAAUGGUUGAGCUCCAACACAGGUAGUGCUAAUAGGAUUGCUGCUGAGGUAGUCACAAAGCCUGAGAAAGUGACUCUUGAGGAGCUAUUCUCCUACAUUAAGCAGGAAGCUUCUAAGGUUGCUUAGUUUGAAUGCACAGCAACUAUAGAUGAUGUUGUCCAGGGUUCUUCUUGGUAUUACGUUUCCUGCGGUGGAUGUAAUAGUAAGGCAGUUAAAGGCCCUACUUCUCUGAUGUGCAACAACAAGAAGUGUGAGAAGAGUGAAGUCACAUGUGUGCCUCAGUACCUCACGAAGAUUUCUGUUUAUGAUAAGAGUGAGCAAGCAGUUUUUGUCAUCCUUGGUAAUGCCAGCAAGGAGUUGACGGGGAAACAUGCAGCAUAAUUGGUUGCUAAUUUCUUUUUUGAGGUAAUGUUAGACCUGUCUAUAAAUAGCAAAUAAUUUUGUAUUAUAGCAAAUUAGUUAGAACAUCACCUAUUCAUGCAUUUAGUAAAGGUUGUAUUAUUUGAACUCACGUAUGUUUUUACUUGAUUUUUAGUCUAAUGAGGGAGCAUGAGCUGACCAUUGCGUUCCGGUUCCGCAAGCUUUACUUGAUACAAUAGGGCAGACACGAAAGUUCAUCGUGAAAGUGUCGGACCAUAACUUGAAAGGCAAGACUCAGACCAUAACUGUCACAAAGAUACUCCCACCAGAAGCUCCACUUCCAGCAACGUCCGAUGAUAUUCCGACGACUAGGGGUGAUGGAUCUGCUCCUUCAGCGGCUUUGCAGAUCCUACGGGUGAUGGAUCUGCUCCUUCCAGCGGCUUUGGAGAUCAUGUGGGUGAUAGGGCUAGAAAAGCUGCUGAUAGUCUUGAGUCAGACGAUGACAAGCGUUCCAAGAGUGGCUAAUAUAGCUUCAACUUAUCUUCUUAUUGUUUUUGCGUUUCUAUAAAGACUUUGCCUUCUUUCCAUUUUAAUCUUCAAACUUUUGUCUUUUUAUGUUUAAGUUAUUCUGAUACAAUUUUCAUUAUAUGGUUUUUACUUAUCCCUUUAAGCAUCUACUUAUCCUAAUAUGAUCUUUUAUAUGUUUUUUCCUAUCACUUUAGGCAGUUCACUUUAGAAACAUACGAUUAGGAAUGUUGAUAACUUACGAUUAUCCUUGAACUUGGGGAUAAACAUCUGAGAAUGUAUGCAUAAUCUAUUAGUUAUAACCGUAUAAGCUUCACUUACUGAUGUGUGGAUUCUAUUUUCAUGUCCCAAGUUAUUUUCAUGAUUUUUUUUUAGUUUAUUAUUAAGUAGCAAUUAUAAGGAUGAUAUACGGCUGAUUUUAGUAUCGAAGAGUUUAAUAGAUUUAUAUCAAAUUAUUUUGAGAAUAUCUAUUAACCAUAUUUGUAAAAUCAUUUCUUUAAUAAAAGGCAAGUAUUCACGAGAAUCAAGCCCUUCUUCUUCUCUCUACAAAAAGCUAAUAUGCCUUUUCUAAAACACAAAAAAAAAGACCUGCACAUAAACAUAUAUGGCAAUUAGAUAACUAAUCUCCAAUCUCACACUUAAUAAAGAUAUUCGCUAUCAUGCAUUUUAGGAAAUCUGCAACAAUACGUUUAAUAUAUAGACGUUUGUUUAGAAAGUAACAAUACUCACCCCAUAUAAUUUAUUACGCAGGCAUUCCAAGCACCUCUCUCAGAUCAAGAGCUUCUCUCCCUUUCUCCACUGCUCACCAGAUAGGUACCCUGCUCUUAUUCUUCCUCAGCUAAUAUAAUAUUUGUAUUCUUUAAGUAUACCUCAUUCUUCGUAGUACAUAUGGAUCAUGUGUUUUCUGCUAUGUAGAAGACCAUUUCCAAAUUGUAGUAUGAUACCAAACCGUAGAGGAUGUUAAGGAUGUUCCAAACCAAACCGUUUUUCCUAAUUUUAUAUAUGUGAUCUACUGGAAAAUCUUAGAACCAUUUAGUAUCCUAGAGUUUGAUGGCUAAUUUGUUUGAUAAUUGUUUUAGAACCAUUUAAUACCCAAUUGGUUGAACUGAUAAUAUAACAAUUAUUCUCCAUACGAGUAUUGUGUUUGUUUUUCAGCCGAACGAGGAGUUGGCAAUGACGCCAAAAUUGGUUCGUAUAUGUCGGAUGUGGUAAAUUUUUAAUCACAAAAAUAAAAACGAGUAUCUUGGUACUUCAUUCCUUUGUAUUGACAUCAAGGUAUGUAGUAUCUUAAUUAUUUAUUAUAAGAAAAAUAGAAAACAAAUACAAUUAUUAACAUAAUGAAAAUAGGGGGAGACAUACGAAGGCAAGAUUAGUAGCAGAAUUCCAGUAGAAACAACUCAGAUCCUAAAAGAGAAUAAGAUAUAUCAAAUUCAGUAUUUCUCCCUCUUACAAAAUAAUCAACGGUACAAGCUCACUACUCAGCCAUACAUUAUUCAAAUCAACGCAUGGACAAAGAUUGAUCGAAUAGAAGAAGAAAUCCCGAUAAUGCCUCAUAACACAUUCCAUCCUCUCCUAUACAAACAAUUUAUCAACCUAGCGACUGCUACAAACUACUUACCAGAUGUGGUCGGGCAAAUAUUAUUGAUUCAAGGUACCAAUAUCAAAAAUCCAGUUGCAACAACAAAGGUAGUAAUUUGUGUACUGCUAAGCAGGUCAAAAAGGGUUCGCUUGACCCUAAUGGACAAUGCAUCUGCUCUGUUUAGAGAGUUACAUUGCAGGACAGACUUGAAACACGAAGUCGUAAUCAUUACAAGCAUCAAUCCCAGAGUGUGCAAAGGAAAGCUGAUACUCACGUCAACACCUGCUACCCGCUUUUACUGUGACAGUACUAUUGAUCUUAUACGAAGCUUCAAUCAGAGGAACAAAGUUAGUAAUCACUCAUGAGUGAUCAACUAGGCUUUGGUCUAUAGUCUAUAACAAUAAUUCAUUUUCAUGGUUUAAAAAGAAGUUUGUUGCUUUUUAUGAAAAUUUAUAAAACUUUCUAUGAAAAAGAUUUAUAGAACUUUUAUCUACGGCAUUUUUUCUCAUGUUCUAUUUUUCUUUUGCUCAUUAAAAAUUUAAUUGAUACCUAUCGGUGUGUAUUUAGAUUUUUUAUUCUUUAUAGCCCGUAUUUUAUGUUAUUGUAUUUUAUGAUUACGUUAGUAGUUUUAAAUUGAUUUUUAUACCUAAUUGAAACGGAACCAUAUUUUAUAAUUAUGUUUUUAAAUUGAUUUUUAUAACUUCUUUACUAUUCAACAUAUAUUAUUGUUGUAACGUAUGGUGUAUUUAAAAGACUUAUAGAAAAUUCAUUAUUUCUUGGGUUAUAUAUUAAUGCUCCCAACAAAGCUUCACUGUUCUUCUUUGUAUUGCUGAUAACCAAGAAUAAGAUGUGGUUGUGGGAUAGUAAUUCAUGUAUUUUAUAUUGUAUAAUUUACUAAAUUUUUAGUGGUUAGUUUUUUGAGGAAAAGUUAUAUUGAAACCUAAUUAUCUACACAAACAAAUUAACUUAUAACGAAAUUCUUUGGAUAGUAAGAGUAUUAUAGAGUCAUAUUAUGUGACAAUACAUUUUUGUAAAGGAAUUAAAACCCACACAGACUUACAAAUACACAUGAUUUUAUUUUGAUACAAAAUCAUAUUAAAUCUCAUAUUUACAUGCGAUAUAAACAACUGAUAAAGCAGUCCAGACAAUAUUUAAUAUAUAUGAAAAUAUAUAUUAGACAUAUAUUAAUUAUCAUAAUAUCAUUUCUAAGUUUAUAUCAUUGGUUUCAUAGUUUUUAUAAAUAUCAAUUAUAAGCUUGAAAUUCCCAAAUAUGGAAAUGGGCUGGGCCAUUAGUUAAUCAAAACAAAAUAUAGAAACUGAUUAAAUACAACUCAAAUCGGACAGGCCCGGUAUAUUAACCGUACUUGGUCCAAAUUGUCAGUCACGUCAAGUUAGAGAUUCGAGAUUUUCUUCUUCCUUAGCGAGGGAAACCGGAGAGUCUUCUUCUUCCUUCACCCCACCGCUAUCUCUUUGAAUCUCAUCGCCAUGGCUAAUCAGAGCAGUUCUUCUACCGGUCGACGUCGGAGGUUCAGUGAAGUCGGCUAUUCCUUCGGAGAAAACUAUUGUUACCGAGAAGAAGUUCCAUUCGCAUCAUUCGAGGAGCGUCUCCAACGAAGCCGACGUCUAUUCCCCAGCACUGUUCCGAUCAUCGGAGAUAAAACUCACCAUUUUCCUAAUAACGAAGCCGCUACCGGGUAUCGUUGUCUUUCACUCAGAGGCUUUGUAGUUCAAGGUUCAUUAGAUCCUAAGGAUCACUCUUUAGAUGAGGCGUUUAGGAUUAUCGAUAGCGUAGGAUGGGCUUACACUGUGAUGCAUGUGCAUCCAUUCUGUCCUAGGGUUGUGAGAGAGUUUAUCUCAAACCAACCCUUUGAUGAUGAAGGUGUUCUUAUUCGGGGACACGUGUUCCAGUUUAGCCCUUCGGUGAUCGAUCGAUUGAUGAUGACACCAUCAGUUACUCAGUCUUUUGGGUGGAGGGACGUUGUUCUGAAGCAAGCUAUCUCACACCUCACUGGAGGCGAAUGCUUCGGAUGGACGGGAUUCAAUCUCAACGCUUUGCUCAAACCGUUCCAAGCUCUUUAUCGUGUUUGUGAACUGAAUUGGCUUCCAGGUCCUGAGACUGAUUUAAUGAUCAAGAAUCGACUACGCCUUCUAUAUGCUGUUGCCGAACACAAGCCAAUUAGCUUUGGCCAUCUUGUGUAUGAUCAAGUGAUCGAGAUGACCCGCUUAACAGACUCGGACACGAAUUUGGUUUUUCCAAACUUCAUCUACCAACUCUUGGUGCUUCAACAUGAGGUUCCUUUGUUACCAAGUGACGAGGAAGCAAUUGGAAGAGGGCUCCCUAUCCAUGGUUUUACAGAUGACACAAGUGGACGAAGAGGACGUAGGAGGCUUAAUUAGUGUAGUAGCCAUCUGAUUUUUUGCUAUGUCCAUAGUCUUUCAUGGUACUUAAUUUUUUGUUGUGACUAAUACAUGUUCUUUUUGUUAUCUAUGUAACGGUUAUGUUUUAGUAUGGUUUUAUUGUCUAAACCAAAAAUGUAUAAAGUAAAUUAUUGGCCCCUAUGGAAUGUGAUCAGUGGUGUAUUCAAAAUCUUUGAGAUGUUUGCCCAUGUUGAGUUUUUGCUCAUUAAGUUUUAGAUAAUGUUGAACCAUAUCCGAGUCUAUGUGCUCUUAUGUACGACUUAUGUUAUAUCUUUGCUUUAUUCUGUUAUGUGUUGUGGUUUGUGUUUCUUUAACUCGUGUGGCUGGCUGAUGAUGAGUCGAAUAUAUAUAUAAUAGAUGUUACAGUUGCUUAAGUUUAUUAAAAAAUUAAGAUAAUUAUAAUAAUUCAAGAUAUCGUAUUGGUCAUAGGAGUAAUUUAAUCGGACACAAACACUAUCUCAUCUUAUGGGGGUAUUGGCUUUCCGUAUUGGAUUUCAUAUUCUUCAACUCUUUCUUUGUGUUUACAAAGAAAUAUUCAAAGGCAUUCCUCCCCACAAAGAUAUUUCUAAUUAAAUUAGUAGUUUUCACUCCCGCCAUUUCUCAGAAGUCUUCUGAUAAAAUAUUAUAUUCACAGAUUUACAAUUUCCAACAUAUCAAUUAAGCGAUGAUACAAUCAAAUAAAUAAGGGAUUUACACGGAGUUUUUUUCAUCAAAUAAAUAAGGGAUUUACACGGAGUUUUUUUCUCCGGCUAUGCCAGGUAUGAACCUUUCUAUACAAAUAACAAUACUAUUGUAUUUACCUAAAUUUAUGCUAACUACUUAUUCUUAACCAAUUUCAGGCUAUUUCUUUCUUAUGAGACACAACGCAACUUCUGAUCUACAAAAGACUUAAUCUGUUUCUCACAUUAUUUAUGUUUACUUACCUACUUUUUUUUUGUUUUUAAGCAUUUGCAUGGAUUCGAUAUUCACCAAUUUUCCAAACAUUUAGGAAAAUACAAUGCUUCCAUUCCAAACAAAAACAUUGAAACUUAUAAUCGAAAAUCGACUAUAAACACACUUUUCGGCGCAUCGCGCGGAGAGAGAAACUAGUUUGUAUAAUGGGCCGUGGUUAUGGCACACAAUAUAAUAAAGGCCAAGUUGUAAUUAAAAUGGUAACUUGUAUUAAUUAUCUCCCGUUACUAUAUAUAUAACGUUGGUCGAUGAAUGUCAUAAAAUGUAAUUUUCCUAGUAACUAAAGGAUUCUUUCAAAAGGGUUCUGAGAGAGGCUGAGAGUCUGACACAUCAGGAUGAUACUAUAAGUUACAACUUAAACAAUGCUCUUCAAUUAAUAUAUAAGAGAUACCUAUAGUUUUCGUAUAUUAUGGAUUAUCUUAGAUAAAAGCUUGUACUGCCACUCAAAGUGAAGAGCAAGCAGAAAGUAAAACGGUUCAUUAGAGGUUGAAAAUGGAUUACGAUCUAUAACAUUUUCAACUUAUCUAUAUUUGUACUCGAGUAUUACUUUCUGGUAAUUGUUUUUCCUAUAUAUUAUGUGUCAAAUAUUGGCAUCUGGACAGAGCCAUGGCUGACUCUGAAUUUCCUCAGCUCAAAAGAUCUCGUGGUCCAAGAUUUAUUUCUGCCAAAUUCUACUGAAUGGGACCUUCCUGUUAUUAGACGCACUUACCUCAGUAUGAGGGUUUGAUUUUGAAGCUCUUAACCCGAGCUCACCUCGGAUGAAAGAUGAAUAUGUUUGGCUCCCAGAAAAGAAUGGAGAUUAUUCUACAAAGUCAGGGUAUUCCCUUUCAAAGCUCAAUGCUACUCCAGACAUAGACCUCACAUUUAAUUGGAAGCAGAAUAUUUGGAAGUUGUCUACCUCACCUAAGCUCAAGCACUUUCUCUAGAGAGUUGGAAAUAAUGCCCUCUCGGUGGGAUACAAUCUACGGGUUAGAGGUAUUGAUGUGGAUGAUAAAUGUAAACGAUGUGUCAUGCCUUGAUAAGGUUCCGGCAUCUUACAAACCUUCAAGUAUAGAUUGCACCACGCCAUCUCUAUUGCUCCAAUACAGUGGAAGAGCGGGCUGCCUGCCUGCCUCCCACAGGAAUUGUCUCUCCGCUUCAUCCCUGGAUUUUCUGGUAUUUAAGGGCUACCCGUAAUAAACUCAUGUUCGAAAAUAUUAGCCUAACGGAGGAAGAGGCUCUUCUAAGGGCCAUCAAAGAAGCUAGAGGAUGGCAGGAUGAACAGAAGCCAAACCGUAUCCUCACACCCCAAUCCGAACAGCCUCGUAAGUCUCGCUCUACCCCUAUAGCAUCUCCUAGGGAUGUUUAAACGGGUCACAUGCCCGCGGGCCUAGCGGGCCGAUUGUAGGGCGGCGCCCGUACCCGUUUAGUUACACAUGCCCGCGGGCCUAGCGGGUUUACCCGCGAAUAAAAGGGUGCCCGUUUAUUUUUAUUUCUUCUUUUGAGAGUAUAGAAACGGCUUCGUAUUGUCUUAGGGUUCCUUUUGAUCUCAAAAUAUACGAAUCUUGUUGCCGUCAAACUCAGAAACAUAUGAUACUAGGAUCGGCCCGCGCUACGCGCAGAUUUGGAUUAUGUGUCAUUUUCCUUUGAACCGAAUCGUAAAAGCAUUUUUUGUUAGGUAUUCUUUAGUUUCAUACUGUAUUGAUUGUUUUACAUUAUGAGAUAUUUGAAAAAAAUGGUGGACUUUUCGUCGUUAGAUAUACAAGUUCAAACGUAUGUGAGCUGUAUUUUAUAGGACUGUUAGAGAUAUUGGGUUAUCACGUUUGUUAAUGUGGCUUUGUAUGAGCUUGACGAAAGUAUGUAACGUUUUUAAGUAGUCAAAUAUGUUGUUGGAUUAAUUUAUUUUUUAUUUUGUUAUCUUAGUCUCGGUUUAUUAAUAUCUUAUCGACCAAGCAAUCAGUGAGUUUUAUAUAAUUUUAGUGCAGCGUACUCCUACCUAAUAGUAUAUUUAUAAGGAUGUUUUUUAAGAAAUUUGCAUAUGUUUCUAUUUGUUUAAUUUUUUUAUCCAUACCAAUUUUUUUUGACAUUUAAGAAUCCAAUAAGAAAUAAAUGUUAACCUUUAGUAUUAAUUUGUAUUGCUUUUAAAAGACUUCUUAAUAACUGGAGAAGGAAUUUGAUGUGUUUCAUGGGAAAUUGUAGAACUCUAUAGUUGAUUUGUUUUAUAUGAUAUUAGGGUUAAACCCGUCCUACUAACGGGUAAGCAAAUGAAAAACAACUUAAAAUAGAUUAUAUUUUAAUAUACGUGUACGAAUAUUUGGUUUGCUUUAAAC
Molecule: messenger RNA, 10031 nt
Organism: Brassica napus (rape)
Lineage: Eukaryota; Viridiplantae; Streptophyta; Magnoliopsida; Brassicales; Brassicaceae
Exons: 8
Coding region: 5839-6750 (303 amino acids)
Source: RefSeq, a predicted model, not a curated record